Phodopus roborovskii (desert hamster) is the source of this 2979-nucleotide messenger RNA. It is a transcript of the gene Entpd7, whose product is annotated as ectonucleoside triphosphate diphosphohydrolase 7. Gene Ontology annotation, molecular function: nucleoside diphosphate phosphatase activity. The coding region runs from base 294 to 2108 and encodes 604 amino acids. Gene Ontology annotation, cellular component: membrane. The transcript is spliced from 13 exons. Gene Ontology annotation, biological process: nucleoside diphosphate catabolic process. The record is from RefSeq and is a predicted model, not a curated record. NCBI's taxonomy places the organism in Eukaryota, Metazoa, Chordata, Mammalia, Rodentia, Cricetidae.
CGCCGCGGCUUCGUCCGUAGCUCUGGCUGCGCGCAGGGCGGGCCUCUCCGGGUCCCCGGCAGUUAUUGGCUCGGUGCGGUUUCCUUGGGGACGUGGCGCCGCUGGCAGCUAGGCCUCCUUCCGGCUGUGCUGGGAGCCACGGGGAACCGCUGGGGACCAGGCUGGGCUGUGCAGAAGGACGAGCGGGCCUUGGAUCCCGCUACAGCCUUAGGAGAUGCGGGGGACAAGGAGGCCACCCUCUCAGAGCAAAAGGAAAAGGAGGUGACAGACAUCGAGACUACUGAAGGGAACCCAUGGCUAGGAUCAGCUUUUCCUACCUCUGCCCAGCCUCCUGGUACUUCACUGUGCCUACAGUGAGCCCAUUUCUCCGUCAGCGGGUGGCAUUCCUGGGACUCUUCUUUAUACCCUGUCUCCUUUUACUUCUGUUAAUCAUGGACUUGGGACAUCGGGGCACUUCGUCAUCACGAGACAGGCAGUAUGAGAGGUAUUUAGCUCGCGUAGGAGACCUUGAAGCCACCAACACCGAAGACCCAAAUCUCAAUUAUGGACUUGUGGUGGACUGUGGUAGCAGUGGCUCCCGGAUUUUUGUUUACUUCUGGCCAAGACACAAUGGGAACCCCCAUGACUUACUGGACAUCAAACAGAUGAGAGACCGAAACAGCCAGCCUGUGGUUAAAAAAAUCAAGCCAGGAAUCUCCGCAAUGGCCGAUACUCCAGAACAUGCCAGCGAUUACCUACGACCUCUGCUGAGCUUUGCUGCCUCCCACGUGCCUGUGAAGAAGCACAGGGAGACCCCUCUUUACAUCCUCUGCACAGCGGGCAUGAGGCUGCUCCCCGAGAGGCAGCAGUUGGCUAUCUUGGCUGAUUUAGUGAAAGAUUUGCCAUUGGAGUUUGACUUCCUCUUUUCACAGUCUCAGGCCGAAGUGAUCUCUGGGAAGCAGGAAGGAGUUUAUGCAUGGAUUGGAAUCAACUUUGUUCUGGGACGAUUUGACCAUGAAGAUGAGUCAGAUGCUGACGCUUCCCUGGACUCUGCAGCGGGACGCAGGAGGACCGUGGGGAUACUGGACAUGGGGGGAGCAUCUCUGCAAAUUGCCUAUGAAGUCCCUACCUCAGCCUCUGUCCUUCCUCCCAAACAGGAGGAAGAGGCCAAGAUCCUGUUGGCUGAGUUCAACUUGGGCUGUGACGUGCAGCACACGGAGCAUGUGUACAGGGUCUACGUCACCACCUUUCUGGGCUUUGGAGGCAACUUUGCCCGGCAGCGUUAUGAAGAGCUUGUGCUGAACGAGACGCUUAACAGAAACAGACUGCUGGGCCAGAAGACAGGCCUGAGUCCUGACAACCCAUUUCUGGACCCCUGCUUGCCUGUGGGGCUCACAGAUGUGGUGGAGAGGAACAGCCAGGUCCUGCAUGUCCGAGGAAAGGGAGACUGGGCCACUUGUAGGGCAAUGCUGAGCCCCCUGCUGGCCCGCUCCAACACCAGCCAGGCCUCACUAAAUGGCAUUUACCAGUCACCAAUCGACUUCAACAACAGCGAGUUCUACGGCUUCUCUGAAUUUUUUUACUGUACAGAGGAUGUGUUGCGCAUCGGUGGCCGCUACCACGGGCCAACGUUUGCCAAGGCUGCUCAGGAUUACUGUGGCAUGGCGUGGUCAGUACUAGCACAGAGAUUCAAGAAUGGCCUCUUUUCUUCACACGCAGAUGAGCAUCGACUCAAGUAUCAGUGUUUUAAGUCAGCUUGGAUGUACCAAGUCCUGCAUGAGGGUUUCCACUUCCCCUACGACUACCCAAACCUUCAGACUGCGCAGCUGGUGUAUGACCGGGAGGUGCAAUGGACACUGGGAGCCAUUCUGUAUAAAACCCGAUUCCUGCCUCUCAGGGACCUCCGGCAGGGAGGUGUCCGGCAAGCCCAUGGCGGCUGGCUCCGUCUCUCCUUUGUCUACAACCACUAUCUCUUCUUCGCUUGUACCCUGGUGGUGCUGCUGGCUAUCAUCCUGUACCUUCUGCGAAUCCACAGAAUUCACCGCCGACAAACUCGAGCCUCGGCCCCAUUGGACCUGCUGUGGAUCGAACAGGUGGUGCCGAUGAUUGGGGUGCAGGUGGAGCCAUGAGGCUGGACCAGAUGGAGAAACUCUGGUACCUAGGAUCGCUGCUCAUGGUUUUCCUCCACUUUCCUCAGCUGGCCUCAGAUGCUGCUUUGGCCUGGGAAUUUCUACUGUUUCACUUUGAUUUCUUUAUAGUGCCCGGGACAGGACCUUUAGUCAGAAGCCGUAACCUAACCUGUGAAGAACUAAGAGGGGAGAGGCCGGUGCUAACACAGGGGUCUAAGCUUAGCCCAAAUGAAGCAUGCUUCUCCUUUAUCCUGGAAAUGUGGUAUGUUUCUGGGAUGUAGCAUUUUCCCCUCUUGCUGAAGCAAGUUUUUGUAUCGAGCAACUGGAAUCACGGUUGAAACUAAGUUGGAUCGACAGAUACAAAGCCAGAGACAUCCCAGCAAGUGCAGUAGCCCCUGCUUUCUCUGUAACAGAGAUAUCCUUAUGUGGAGAUCCACAGCCUUGAAUAGGGACCCAAGAUCUCUGAGGUUCAGUGGACCAGGAUCUCAAGGCAACCAAAACGAUACAACUUCCUUGCUGACUUGACAUCCCUGACAGUGUUGCCGAUUAUGUAUAGAUCUGAGAGGUUAGAACCCCUUUUAAAUGAAUGAUCCAUUGACGAUCUGACAGUAUUCAGAUGCUUGUUCUGACCAGGUAGAAAACACUUCCAUGUCUAUGUACCUAGCAGGCUGCCUGGGCAUCAGUGUUGCCUUUUGAGCCCUAAGUGUGCUUAUAGGGUGGAGAGACUGAGGGGAACUGGGGACCUGGUUUGCCUGUUUUCAGGUUACUGUCUCACAGGCAAGUUUUCCUGUGCAGAAAAUUCAAAGCAACUUCCCUCAUUUCACUGCUAUGUAUUUUGGGUGGGAUGUUUUUGGGGUCCUUUAUUUACGGA